CUUGUUUAUUAUAUCAGCCAUAACUAAGCAACAAUUAUUAACAAUAUAGUAUACAAUAUUGUUACACCAUGGCAUGCAAGUUGUCAACCCCAUUUGCACUUGUAUUCCUUGUGCUCUCUGUUUUGAUCAACUUCUCUUAUGCUGGUACAAUUGUGGUCUACUGGGGCCAGGACGGGAACGAAGGUAGCUUGGCGGACACUUGUUCCACAGGCAACUAUGGAAUAGUUAACAUUGGUUUUCUAGUGGCCUUUGGCAAUAACCAGAGCCCUGUGCUCAACCUUGCUGGCCACUGUGACCCCACCAGUAAUGGUUGCACUUUCUUAAGUAAUGAAAUCAAAGCUUGCCAAAGCCAGGGUAUCAAGGUCAUGCUAUCCAUUGGUGGUGGUGCUGGUAGCUACUUCCUUACCUCUGCUGAUGACGCCAAAGGAGUUGCACAAUAUUUAUGGGACAAUUUUCUGGGAGGGCAAUCAAGUUCAAGGCCGCUAGGUGAUGCAGUUCUUGAUGGGAUUGAUUUCGAUAUCGAGGGUGGCACAACUCAACACUGGGAUGAACUGGCCAAGGCUUUGAACGAGUUCAGUCAGCAAAAUAAGGUUUACUUAACUGCAGCUCCACAAUGUCCCUUCCCAGAUGCCUGGCUAAGUGGUGCACUGAACACUGGUCUGUUUGAUUAUGUCUGGAUCCAAUUUUAUAACAACCAUCCUUGUGAGUACUCUGGAAACGCUGACAAUUUGAAGAGUUAUUGGAACCAGUGGACAUCAUCAAUCUCCGCUGGCCAAAUAUUUUUGGGGUUGCCUGCAUCGCCUGAUGCUGCAGGAAGUGGCUACGUUGCGCCUGAUGUGCUCUCAUCUGAAGUGCUGCCAACGGUCAAAAAUUCUCCCAAGUAUGGAGGUGUUAUGCUUUGGUCUAGGCGGUAUGACCAAAGCUACAGCGCAGCUAUUAAGCCUAACGUUUGAUUCAUCAUUACUCUUAUAUAUAGUUUUAUGUAUUUAUAUAUUUAUAGCAGCAAAUAUUGACAGAAUGAUUUCUGUGGAGAAUAUGUGGCCUGUCUAAUAGAUCUGCUUAUAAGAAAAUAAAAGCCAAAUUUAUUCGCUGCGUGUAUCAUAGAUUCAUAUAUGUAUUUGUUUUGUAUUGUUAAGUAGGACUCUACUUAUAUGCAACACAAUUCAUAUACUAUUUAUGUUAAAAAUGAGUAAUUGCUUAUAAUGUAAUUUCUGGUUAACUUAA
This is a messenger RNA of Cannabis sativa, 1224 nucleotides long. RefSeq names its product acidic endochitinase. Gene Ontology annotation, molecular function: chitinase activity. Gene Ontology annotation, cellular component: extracellular region. Bases 69 to 953 code for a protein of 294 amino acids. The record is from RefSeq and is a predicted model, not a curated record. The transcript is spliced from 2 exons. Gene Ontology annotation, biological process: carbohydrate metabolic process. NCBI's taxonomy places the organism in Eukaryota, Viridiplantae, Streptophyta, Magnoliopsida, Rosales, Cannabaceae.